AUGUCCAAAGAUGAUGAAGUAUUCACUCAAAGCGAGAAGAGGCUCGAAGUAUUCGUAAAAAGGGACUUUCAGAGCAGGGGUGAGGAUGUGGGAGGUGUUAUAUUUGAAGCAGACGCCCUGAAAUAUCGUGAGGCUGUAAGGAAAGUUUCACUGGCAUGCAGUAAGAGGUCUCUUUGGGCUAUGGAGCCCGUGGUUCAUGAACAUAUGGAAUAUUUUGUUGAGAGGAUGAAGGAAUUUAGGAGUCGUGAUGGAGGUGUAGGGAUUUUGCAAUGGACUAAUUGGCUAGCCAUAGACUUGUCAACAGAUUUGUCGUGGAACAAAAAGACGAGUCAAGUGAAAACCCUAAAAGACUCAGUACAUCUAGAAGCAAUCCUCGCUUUCAACCCAUUCGCCACCGUCAUCUAG
Messenger RNA from Sclerotinia sclerotiorum 1980 UF-70, 405 nucleotides. RefSeq lists its product with no specific name. NCBI's taxonomy places the organism in Eukaryota, Fungi, Ascomycota, Leotiomycetes, Helotiales, Sclerotiniaceae. Gene Ontology annotation, molecular function: oxidoreductase activity, acting on paired donors, with incorporation or reduction of molecular oxygen; monooxygenase activity; heme binding. The transcript has 3 exons. The record is from RefSeq and is a predicted model, not a curated record. Bases 1 to 405 code for a protein of 134 amino acids.